Pyrus x bretschneideri (Chinese white pear) is the source of this 747-nucleotide messenger RNA. RefSeq lists its product as uncharacterized. The record is from RefSeq and is a predicted model, not a curated record. The coding region runs from base 1 to 498 and encodes 165 amino acids. Lineage: Eukaryota; Viridiplantae; Streptophyta; Magnoliopsida; Rosales; Rosaceae. The transcript has 2 exons.
AUGGUGGUUGACAUGUCCACUGGUUUUUGUAUUCUGGUCUUUGGUAAAUGGAGGUCAGAGUGGGCGAGGCUUCUUCGGGGCAAGCCAUGGAAGAAGCCUGCGGUUGCACCACUCCCACCAACCCCACCAAGAAUCUACAAAGUUGACCCCAUUAACUUCAGGGAGCUUGUCCAGCGCCUCACCUGCGCGCCGGAGUUUAUGGAGACUCGGUCUCUCCAGAGCGUAGCGCCUCCCACGAUCGAUAUCCGUGUGUCUUCUGUACCAAAUCAUGUCCAUUCUUCACCAGAAAUUGGCUCUCCAUUUUCUGUUAUGUACAAGGACUUGUUGGAUACUUUGGAGCUGAGUCCAAUGCCUCGCCAUCAGAAGGUGCAUGAUAGCACAGUGGACUCAUCAGAGACUGAAUUGGCAGUCCCCGUCUUCCCAUCAUUGGUUUUCCUUCCCUCUGCUCAGCCCAGGGACCCUGUCCAGUAUCACCCUCGAAUAGUAUUUUUGCGAUGAGGCUUAAUGUCAAGGUUUUAGGGACUGGGCGGCCUCUACUAAAUGGGUCAAUAGUAUCAUAAUUUAACCACUUACAGACUUACUAAAGGUUUCGAUGCAAUUGAAAAGUGAUUAUAUUUUUAUUUUUGUAGGUUUUCGAUGUGGGACAUUUCACAUUCUUUUACACUUAAAAUUAGUAACACUUGAAUUGGGAUCACUAAUGGAAAAUCCCAAAGUGAAGUCCCGAGCUAGGGACACCCGCAACCCCGA